Fusarium coffeatum is the source of this 1215-nucleotide messenger RNA. RefSeq lists its product as uncharacterized. Gene Ontology annotation, biological process: L-aspartate biosynthetic process. The record is from RefSeq and is a predicted model, not a curated record. Gene Ontology annotation, molecular function: pyridoxal phosphate binding; L-aspartate:2-oxoglutarate transaminase activity. Bases 1 to 1215 code for a protein of 404 amino acids. Gene Ontology annotation, cellular component: cytosol. Lineage: Eukaryota; Fungi; Ascomycota; Sordariomycetes; Hypocreales; Nectriaceae. The transcript has 3 exons.
AUGGGUACCCGACAGCACUCCGCAUUCGGUGCGGCACAAUACAUCCUACCCGACCCCAUCUUUGAAGUCACGAAGCGUUUCAAUGCAGACCAAGAUCCCCACAAGGUGAAUCUCGGUCAAGGUACAUACCGAGAUGAGAACGCUAAGCCAUGGGUUCUGCCGUCCGUGAGGGAGGCUGAGAAGCUGAUCACCAAUCCUGGACAUGAGUAUCUGCCUAUUGAGGGUCUCCAGAGCUUUCGCGAUGAGGCGAGCAAGUUGUUGUUUCAUGAUACUAGCGCCUAUAAAGAGAAUAGAAUCGCAACGUGUCAAUCCAUCUCUGGAACGGGAUCAUUGCUUCUAGCUGGUCUGGUCCUUCGCAAGGCAAAUUCUGGCAUCGAUAAUAUCAUCAUUACUGACCCAACAUGGUCAAACCACGAUUUACUCUUUAAAGAGAUUGGCUUCAACGUUGUCAAAGCUCCUUACUACAAAGAUCGAGCCUUUGACUUUGAUGGCUACAUCCAAGCUCUCAAGGCAGCAGACAAGCGUUCGGCGGUUGUUCUCCACGCAUGUGCCCACAACCCAACCGGAUGCGAUCCGACUCGCGACCAAUGGAAGCAAAUCGCUGCUGUGAUCAAAGAGAACGAGAUCUUUCCUAUCAUCGAUUCAGCCUAUCUUGGCUUUAACUCCGGUAAUUAUGACGAAGAUGCCUGCGCCAUCAUGUAUCUCAUCGAAGAUCUCGGUCUCGAAGCUGCAAUCUGCAUGUCCUUCGCCAAGAACAUGGGUCUGUACGGUGAGCGCGUCGGUUUGACAGCGAUCGUGACAAAGUCUGAAGAGGCAAAGCGUACAGUCUUCUCACUUCUACAAAAUGCUCAGAGACAAACUGUUUCGAAUCCACCUGUAUACGGUGCUCGAAUCGCUGCUACUGUUCUCAGCAAUCCUGAAACCAUGAAGCAAUGGCAGCAAGAUCUGGUGACCAUGUCAUCUAGGAUCAGAUCUAUGAGAAAGAAACUUUACGAUGGGCUAGUGAGACUUGAGACGCCGGGCGAUUGGUCACAUAUUGUGAAUCAGACUGGCAUGUUUGGGUACACUGGGAUCAGCAAAGCUCAAAUUGAACGUCUUGAAGAGAAAUAUCACAUUUACAUGGCGGAUACUUCAAGGAUUAGUCUAGCGGGUUUGAACGAGCAGAAUGUUGAGUAUGUAGCAAAAGCACUGGACGAAGUAGUUAGAAGUGUUUAG